AGUGAGAGGGAGCCAUAAUGACUGUUACUACUCCCAGUGUAAAUCAGAGCGAUUUCCCCACCUUCGCACCAGGACCCGGGCAGGGAAUUUAACACCCCUCAGCUUUUUUAACACACAUAACAAGUGUUUCUGUGCUGUUUCCGGAUUAUUAGUCUGUAUUUAUUUUUAAUUAAUAUUUAAUACUAAGAUAAAUAUGAUUAUACGGUAGAACGCGCUCCUCUGGAAGUUUCUUAUCCCGCGGCUCUCUCUCUCUCCUGUCGCACUUUCCGCGCGGGGCUAUAUGGCGCUGGAAGCGCGUCCGGAGCUCGCGGGCCGGCGCUUCGUGUGCGCGAGCGGCGCGGGGACGCUGGAGCUCGGCGAGAUCUCGCGCUGGAACUGGAGAGCCGGGGUCAUCCGCGGCGUGAGCACGCGCGACACGGAGAGCCCGAGGCUAGCGGUGUGUGUGGAAUGGGAUGGUGAGGCGGGAGCUGAGCGUCACUGGAGGAGGCUGAAAGAGGAAUGGGAGGUGUUUGUGGUGGAGCAGGAGCUGGUUUGGGCCAAGAGGAAAAACAGCACCUCGCAGGAGAACAGCUCUCUGCAACCUGCACUGGUUUUCCUGCCAUUGAUUGGCCAGGACAGAGUGGGUGAGAUGUCAGUGGUGGAGUUUGUGUCUGAUCGACAACUGGAGUUCUACACAGAGCAAGAAGAGCUGCGUCCAUUUGAGCAGAGUGAAGUGGACAACUCAGCCCUCAGAGAAGAUACUUCGUGCCGGGAGCAGGUCCAAGCCUGGCUCAGACAGCGGCAGCUCCAGCACAUUCUUCAGCUAGGGCACGGCUGUGUGAAAGGCCUUAGGGUAAAAGUGUUCAGACAUGACUCCAAACCCCAGUGGCUCUAUGGUACCGUCAGUCACCAUGAUCACAACAGCGGAACCAUGACUAUUUUGAGCGACCAGGUAUCAGAGCCUCCUCUGAGUGUAGACCCAGCACUUACACAGGUGGUUUUCCUGGACGAUAUCAGGCAGUCAUUAUUGCUGGGAGAAAACUCCACUACUAAAUGCAAACCUCACGUCAGGAUCAACAGGACUACGUUGAACACAAUAAACAGGUCAAACAACACUACACUGACUGACCAGGCGUGUAGCUCCAGGCCAGUGCAGAGGAAACAACCUCAACUGUGCCGACAGAACUCCAACUGCAGUCUGGCCGAGGACGAAGCGGAGGAGAUGAGGGAGAAUAAGAGAGCUGAUGAAGUGAGAGCAGAUUCCUCCAAAAAUAGGAUAAACCAUGUGGAGAGGAAGAGGAGGAAAAUGGGGGAGGAGGAAGAGCAGAAUGAAAAGGAGAAGAGAAGAGUUGGCCUAAAGAGGAUUAAAGCCGGCAGUGGCUCUGACCUGUCUGAUGGCAGUGAUUCGGAGGAUAGCAGCUGCAGACUGCAGGAAAUGUCCUGUGUUGUGGGGUCAAACAACUUACCUAGAAACUGCUGCAUUUCAAACAGGCCAGCUGACCACGAGACAGCUCAUAGUCUUCCUGUGGGGCGUACGGUGCAGGACUUGAUAACUCGCUCCUCCCCUAAAGGCAAGGAGCAUUCUCCCAGCCACAUUUCGGAGCUUGAUGGGCAGCGGGUGGGGGAAAGCCCUCACUCUGAAGUCCGUUUACCCAGCCCAUCAUGCAAUGGAACAUUUCAAAGCACUGGAGUUCCAGACCCACAGUGCACUGAGGGACCAGGGUGUGAUAAAACAGAGGAGGAGAGAGGUGCUGGAGAGGUACUAGAGGACAGGAGUGAAGGAGCGUCCCAGGAGGACUCAGAGGCUGUGUCUGCCUUACUGGCAUCCCAAGAGAGUGAGCAGCUGGUUUCUAUGGAGACGGCGUGUGUGUUGCUGCACACAUCAUCACCAGAGUGUGAAGCAGUGGAGGGUGACCAGGAGAAUCCACAGAAUGAUCCAGAGGUCAGAGGAUCAGCUCUAAACCACCCGGAAGCCGCCACCUCUAGAAGUGAAUCAGCAGCCUCAUUAGAGGAAGAGUCUAGGGGAGCUCUGACUCAGUCUCCCAUCAUGCCAUGCAAUGCGGAGGUAGAAGCUGGGAAGGUAGCUAAACUGAGUCAGUCUCCGGGAGCUAGUAGUGGUCCUGAGCUCAAAACUGCACUUGUUUCAGAAAUGACCCACAAACCCACUGUGCUCCCCAGUCCUUGCUCCUCUCCAGAGAUCAUCUCCAAACCACCUGUAGUGACAGAAGCAUCCAGAUUAAGGCUAAAUGAAUCUCCUGAGGUUAGCAGAAUCAAAGAGAGCAGUUCUCCUAUUAAAGUUACUACAGCAAAAGCUCUCAUUGGCCUUAAAAGUACACCUGGUCCCAAAGUAACCUGCUCCACAAUCCUGAAUCGUAGCCAUGCAUCUCCCCCUCUUCCAACUGACCAACCAGCCCGGUCCAGAACUCCUCCACAGAAUCUUUCUGCUGUUCUAGAUAAACCAACUAAGAGCCCAUUGAUCAUCGACAAGAACGAGCCCUUCACUGUCUACAGAGACCCAGCACUCGUGAGGAAAGAGCUAGAGAACCACCCAACCUACAUCCAACCUGCACACACACCACCAACCCCCCACUCCAAACACCACCUGAAGAGCCCCCCGCCGUCCUCAAGCUCUCCUAACCUCACCUCAACAUCUUCCCAUGCUAAGAUUCUCAGCCCCACUCCCCACCUCUCCCUUCCUUCCCAGACUCCUCUUUGCUCUCCACACCCCUCCAUCCCUCAUCCCCACUUGUUACCCUCCCUGCUGCCUGGCCUGCCCCCCUCAACAGCUCUCCUGGCUGGUCACACUCGGCUGGGGCCUCUAGGUCUCCCCCAUCACCCACUAGCUUUGCAGCCCACACCCUCUCUCUUAGCCCAAAGCGCAGGAACCAGCCACCUGGCACCACUGGGCUUGUACCCACUUCUCUGGCCACCGUUCCCCAAUGGAGCCCACAACUAUGGUCUGGGCCUCCAGGGCUCUAAAUGGGCACCACCAGAGAGUGCUGGAAUGUAUGAGGCUAACUUGAGAAGGAACACACCAAGCCCCUGGCUUCCUCAGCCCACUCCUGUAGCCAGUGCAGAAGGUCAGGGGUUAAGAACACCACUGCCUGUGCGCCCAUCGAGUGCUGACCCGCAUAGAGUGUCCAGAGCUGUCCAGCCCAGCACCCCCACCUCAAAAACCACAGAGGAGCUUGAGAGGAGGGCUUUCACAGAGACCCAACGCAUGAUUCACACACCUAUAAAGAUAGAACAAGAAAGAGUUAGGGCCACAGUGGAGAGGAAUGGGCACAACUACCGCCCAGUUGCCCCGGAGUCGCCUUCUAAUUGCCCAAAACAGCCUCAGGUGGUCUACGACCUCACAGGCGAUCGAACCAGCCACUACCAAGAGGAGAGCCGGCGCAUUUUACAGGAGAGCAUUGAAGUGGCGCCGUUUACAGCCAAACUGGGUUCAGACAGAGAAGCAAAGUAUUCCAAGAGUCCUGUGAUUCAUUCCAAACAGAGAGAGGGGGAGCGUGAAAGAGACAAGGAGCAAGAAAGAGAGAUGCAUGUGUUCAGACACAGUCUGCCACCCAGACCACAAUCAGCCCACCCUUCCCCCACACACACCCAGACCAACUACUACACCCCUGUGACUGGAGGUGUGGAGAACAAGUCUUCAGCACGCAGGGCCCCACCCAGCAAAGAGCUGUAUGAGAGGCUGAGUGGCCCCAACACUGCUCCCUCUGUCCUCCAUUCAGCCAGCACACAGAGCACAGUCAAGGCCAGGCCCCCACCCCUUGUAAAGCGCCACCCUGAGAAAGAGGAAGGGCUCCUGGGCAAGAUCGCAGAACAGUUGGCCUGUAAAGCCAAAUCAAUGAUCUCAGUGGAGCCAGUGGAACACUGCUGUAUAGAGAGAAAGGGCUCCUCCACUUCUCUCAUCUCCAUCUCUAACUCUUCUUCUCGUGCUGUACACUCUCUGCACAGGGCACCCAUCUUCCACCCUCCUGCUCCACCCGUUGUGGCCUCUAAAGAGGCAGGACAAGGUAGAUUGUCUCCACCCACACUGACACCUAUCCAGCCAAUGAGCUUAUCUGGAAAAGCUCAGAAUCAACAGAGACCACCCACACUAAUGCCAGAACUUAGACAUGGAGCAGUUGCCGGUAAAAGGAUGGCCCCUGAGCCGAUAAAUGUUACGAGCCAAACAUAUGAUUUACAGAGAGGUGGAGUUUUGCACAACCGAGAGAGAGUGGUGGGAGGUCAAACGACAAAUGGAGGAAUGAUUACUCCACAGUCUGCCACAGCUUCUGUUAUUGUUCGACCAUCCAGCUACGUGCAUGCACCCAUGAACUACUCUGUCAGUGAAAGGUCGCUUCCCCAAGCUCACUGUGAACAUGUGCGGACAUUUGAAAGUGUGCCAACUACACACUUAAAGGAAAGUAGUAGUGUGCAAUGUAAGAGGGGUGUCCUGUGGACCCCUGUGGACACUGUUCACCCAGUCAACAUGGUCACUUCAAAGCAGGAUGUUAAUGUACCCUUAAAUAUGACAACUAAAAAUAUGAAUUCCACUUAUUUUAACAGUCGUGGAGUAAAAUAUUCAGCAAAUAUAGAAACACCUUACUCACGAGCAGAUGUAGUAACUGAACAUUGUAAAAAGGAGGCCAUGGUAGUUCAGCCAAAUCUGGAUGUCUCAUCCGUCUCCUGCUGCCCUACUAGAGACAUACCCCAUGUGAAGAAACGUCGAGCUGGACUAGCUGCCCCAGAACCAAGACAUAACACAUAUACAGUUCAGCCCCUUCACACUACACAAACAUUGAAUGUUAACAAGAAUGUUUUACAAAUGCCACACAGUAGAUAUAGUACUUACAUUACACACAGCACACACACCAUUUGUACUGCACAUGCUUUGAACAGAGAGACAGACUCAGUAUUCAAUCCUAGCCCUCCAAAAUGUCCCAGGUUAUCCUCCGAAGUCCCUAGUGUUGGGGAAACUAGCAAGCCCUGCUCAGUGACCAAAGGUCAUCCACCAGCUCUUUCGGUCCAUACAAACCAGCCCGCACAGUCUGGUCAGAACAACUACCACAAGCUAAAAAAGGCCUGGCUGACCCGCCACUCUGAGCAGGACAGGGGUAGUGCCAACCCACAGGUAGCAGGAGGCAGUCAGAUUGAUGCUACCAUCACUACCACAAGCUAUAACACUCCACCAAUAAAACAGGAGGUAAAUGGCCUGGAGAACAAAUGGUCCAACCAAGAGAGCAAAGAAUCCUGUAUGGACAAGAGAAAGUCUAAGUCGCUGGAAAGAAAAUGCCUACCAGAGGACAGGAAGUCCAAUGGAAGUGAUACAAAAACUAAAACUGAUGACAAGAAACCUGUCAUGGGCGACAAGAAAGCUACCCUAGAAGAUAUAAAGCCCAUUUUGGACAGGAAUGGUAACUUGGAGGAUAAGAAACCGAGCUCUCAAAACAAGAAGGUGUGUGCUGAUGAAAAGAAACCAACCCCCAUCACCGUUAAGACAGAAAAGGGUAAGGGCAAUUGUGGAGACAAACAUGGGGAUUCGGGCAAUGAAAGCGAGAAUCGCAAAUCUGUCAAUGGUGGAAAACGCCAGCCGAAAUCGAUACACAUAAAGAAGCAGAAUGAGCAGCAGAAGAAGAGAGGAGAUCAUGUAAAAGAGGAGAACGAGGAGGAUGAAGAAGAGGAAGAGGGGAAGUCUAAUGUAAAUCUCCGAACGACCAAAGAGAAAUCUCUGCACCGGCUGCCCAACACCAAUGGCAUUCCUCGAUCAGUGCUGAAGGACUGGAGGAAGGUGAAAAAGUUGAAGCAAAGUGGCGAAGCCUUCCUGCAGGAUGAUUCGUGCGCUGAGAUCGGUGCCAAUGUGCAAAAGUGUCGCGAGUGCCGGCUGGACCGCUCUCGCAAAGCCCAGGAGCCUGCCAUCUCUCCAGUCUUCUGUCGCUUCUACUACUUCCGCCGACUGUCAUACAGCAAGAAUGGAGUGGUUCGUGUGGAUGGAUUCUCUGUUGCCGAGGACACGGAUGAGGAUGCAGUGAGGGUCUGGAUGGCUGGAUUUGAGAUUGAAGAUGAGUGGAAUAAAAAGGAGAUGGAGCUGAACUUGGCCAAAUAUAUCCUCACACUCAUAGGAGACAAAUUCUGCCUGCUAGUCAAGACUGAGAACAUCGCUGUAACCUGGGUCAAAAAAGAAACCCAGGUGAUGUGGAAGCGGGCAGUGCGAGGUGUGAGAGAGAUGUGUGAUGCGUGUGAGGCCACUUUGUUCAACAUACACUGGGCCUGUCACAAGUGUGGUUUUGUAGUGUGCAUGGACUGCUACAAAGCCCGCGAGAGGAAGAGUGCCAAAGAUAAAGAACUGUAUGCCUGGGUCAGGUGUGUAAAAAACCAGCCCCACGACCUGAAGAAUCUAAUGCCCACCCAAAUAAUCCCAGAAACAGUGCUGACAGGUUUGCAGAGUGCCAUACACACCAUAAGGAGAGAAUAUGGCAUCCCCUCCCACUGCUCCUGCUCUGGGAGUUCUCUCCCAGCCUUCUCUCCCAAACCCAUCACGACCAACGGCCUCUCACUGCUUUCAGAGAAAACACAGUGUGACUCGAAAAGCCAGCAUAGCUCACCAAAAGCCCCUGAUCAACAGAAGAGUGCACAAGACGCAGUUCACAAGACCCCCACAGAGAGGAGAGGAAAGUCAGACUGUGAUGGCUUGGAGGUUCUAGGCAGGAAGUCCAGCAGUCCAGAGCAGGGAUCCACCUUGCGUGACCUUCUGACCUCUACAGCUGGGAAACUGCGCCUGGGGUCUACUGGCCCUGGAAUAGCCUUUGCACCUGUUUACAACAGUACUGAUCAGAACACUCAGAACGCUCGUAUGCCCAAUCUCCUUGAUGACAUCAUAGCCUCGGUAGUAGAGAACAAGAUUCCCGCCUCCAAGAUAGCCAGACUAGGGCUGAAGCAGGACUUGUUGACGGAAGAGGAGGUGGAGUUAGGACUGGAGGAGGCGAAGCCCGAACAACUCUCAUUGGCUGACCCCCAUGCCAGUGUCCCUCAUGAUUGGCUCGGCAGCCACCGGCUGCUCUGGCUUAAAGAUCACCGUCACCUAGGCAACCAAAGACUGUUCAAAGAGAACUGGACACAAGAGCAGCCGGUGCUGGUCUCUGGACUGCAGAAGAGUCUGAAUGCCAGUCUUUGGAAACCGGAGCACUUCAGCAAAGAGUUCUCCGCUCUCCACAGUGACAUCUACAACUGCCGUGAUGGAAGCAUCACAAACUCCCGUGUCAAAGAAUUCUGGGAUGGAUUUGAGGAUGUAUCAAAGAGGCCUAAAUCUGCUAAAGGUGACCCGGCAGUAUACAGGCUGAAGGAUUGGCCAUCUGGGGAGGAGUUCCUGGCUCUCAUGCCAUCCAGGUAUGAAAACGUGAUGAGCUUUCUGCCGGUUCCGGAUUACACUGGUCCGGAUGGCACUCUCAACCUGGCCUCACGCCUGCCAUCAUUCUUUAUCCGGCCAGACCUGGGCCCUCGCCUCUGCUGUGCUCAUGGUGUGACAGCAUGCCCAGAGCAGGACUUUGGAACCAGCAAUCUGCAUGUUGAAAUCUCUGACACCAUGAAUAUUCUUGUCUAUGUGGGCGUAGCCAAAGGCACAGGAGCUCUCUCUAAAACAGGAGUAUUGAAACUCUUAGAGAGAGAGGUUCUGGAUGAAAGUGCAAAGAAGAGGCUGAAAGAUCCCAAUGAAACUCCAGGCGCACUGUGGCACAUCUUCUUGAGUAAAGACCUCCACAAGAUCCAGGAGUUCCUUCAAACGCUUUCAGCAGAGCAUGGUGAAGCGGAUACUGAAGCUGACUCUGAUGCAGAGUGUGAGAGUGAAGCGGACCCCCUGCGAGAAGGCGGCUGGUACCUGAGCCCUAGACUACGACAAAGAUUGCUGGAGCAGCAUGGCGUGGAGAGCCGCACUUUGCUCCAGUUUUAUGGAGACGCCGUCAUCAUUCCGGCUGGGGCACUACACCAGGUUAUGAAUUUGCACAGUUGCAUCCAAGUAAAUGUGGACUUUGUCUCCCCUGAGCACGCCCACAACUCCUAUUACCUGACCCAGGAGCUCCGCCCCCUCAAAGACCAAGUCAACUAUGAGGACAAACUGCAGGUGAAGAACAUCAUCUACCACUCAGUGAAAGAUGCUGUAGCUACACUGAGCAGGCACUUAAAGGAACAAGUGGAUGAGUUUAAGGAGGAAGAGUCCUGACAGCACCCCUCCUCUUCCUCAGACCAGUCCCUAGGAGCAUGAGUCUUCACAUUCUUAAUGGAGGAAACCAGUAGCCUGAGACCCAAAACUGGAGCUGCACACUUCACACCAAUGAAGCGAAAACACACUUUUGCUUCCAUUGCAAAGACGCAUCACUUCCUCCAUGAUGUCACUGUCUUCUCAUUUGAUCUGAUUCUCUUCUCCUCCUCCCUGAUGUCUUCCUGCUCGGACAGGAAGUGAGAUUAGGAGCUGAGGCAUGACUGAACCAGAGGGACAGAGGAAGUUCAUCUCUCUCUUCCGAGCAAGUAGCUGCUGUAAUGCUGCUGGGCAAGAAGAGUAGUGAACUGCUAAGCACAGCACUUUCAGUCUCACACGCUGUGUGUAUACUAGGCUGUGGGAAAGAAACCAUUGAAAAAGAACAACUGCAAUGUUUCUUUGUUUUUGUUUUGUUUCGUUUUUUUUUUUUUUUUCAGAUAAAGAUGCUCUAAGACAUACUCUUAAUCAGUAGUUAUCUUAUCAUGCUGCUAACAGUUUAGUUACUCUGUCUGCUAAGGUUCAGACAGGUGGGGGAGCAGCUAGCCCAACAACCAUAGCAGCAUUCCUUUAUGUCAGCCAACGCCAAGCUGUUAGCUGUUAUUGUUUAUUUCAAUGGCGAUAUUAAAUUAUUAAUAGUUUGGCAGGUAUUCACUGUGCAGAAGGAGAAUACAAAAGAAUUUGCAGUAUAUCAUGUGUUUGUUAAAAAAAAGAUCUUGUGAGAGAUUUUCAGCUGAAAUAUAUUAUGUAAAUAGCAGAAUAUACAUAUAUAAUAUAUUAAUUAUGAUUUUUCUAUAACAUGGUGUGCUUUAAUUGCUGUAUGUGUUGUUUGCUACUGUAUGUACAUUGAAGUUAAAGAGAUGUUUUACAUUUUCCAUUAAAAAUGGAUCGGUCAGUA
Astyanax mexicanus (Mexican tetra) is the source of this 9110-nucleotide messenger RNA. RefSeq names its product jumonji domain containing 1Ca (gene jmjd1ca). The transcript is spliced from 27 exons. The record is from RefSeq and is a predicted model, not a curated record. Gene Ontology annotation, cellular component: histone deacetylase complex; chromatin. Bases 281 to 8179 code for a protein of 2632 amino acids. Gene Ontology annotation, molecular function: histone H3K9 demethylase activity; transcription coregulator activity; chromatin DNA binding. Gene Ontology annotation, biological process: regulation of transcription by RNA polymerase II. Lineage: Eukaryota; Metazoa; Chordata; Actinopteri; Characiformes; Acestrorhamphidae.